UGCCCACGAUUUCGUUUGGGUAUAAACCCACAAAUUUUUUGUGCUCCUCUAUUUAAUGCUCAUCCCUACACGUUUCAUUUAGCGGCAAUCUCUCUCUCUCUCUCUCAAAUUUUCUCCUGAUUUCUCCACAGUACUUCUCAUUUGAGCCAUAUUUAGUUGUGGCUCAUGGACGCAGUUGUGGGUGUGGGAACCAGCGAGGAAGCAAAUAGAAGUGUAGUUGAGAAGAAGCCAACAGUUGUUUUUGUGCUAGGUGGCCCAGGAAGUGGGAAGGGCACACAAUGUGCAUACAUUGUUGAGCACUUUGGUUUUACUCAUCUUAGUGCUGGUGAUCUUCUUAGGGCAGAAAUGAAAUCUGGUUCUGCAAAUGGUUUAAUGAUCAAAAGUAUGAUUAAUGAAGGGAAUAUUGUUCCUUCAGAGGUAACGGUAAAGCUUCUCGAGCGAGCAAUGGAGGAAAGUGGUAAUGACAAAUUUCUUAUUGAUGGUUUUCCGCGUAAUGAUGAAAACCGUGCUGCUUUUGAGGCUGUUACUGGUAUAGAGCCAGCUUUUGUCCUGUUCUUUGAUUGUCCUGAAGAGGAGAUGGAGAGGCGUAUCUUAAAUAGAAAUCAGGGAAGAGAAGAUGAUAAUAUCGAGACAAUUCGGAAGCGUUUCAAGGUUUUCUUGGAGUCCAGUCUCCCUGUAGUUGAGUACUAUGAAUCUAUUGGGAAAGUUCAGAAGAUUGAUGCUGCAAGGCCAGUUGAAGAAGUAUUUGAGUCAGUUAAAGCUGCUUUCACAUCAAUAAAUGAGAAGGAAGAUUGAGAUUGAUGCUUGUUUCUAUACCAAUUCCAUUCAUGUUAUUCUCUAUUGAGGUAAUCCCCUUAGGAAAUAAGUUCAAUAAUCCUUCUUAGAGGUUUUUUCUUAUGAUUUGGGCAAGAGUUUGGUAACACUACUAUAAGAACCUAAUGGAGGUUGCCCGAACAUAGCACAACUGGUUAAAGCAUACAUAUCCCCAGUAAAAAAGUCGGUUCGAAUCCGCAAUCCCACAUAUUGUACUAAAAUAAAAUAACACAAUGAAAAUCACUCCCACACGUUACUUGGAGAGUUUUAUACAUGCGGUGGCAGAUAAUAAUUCUAAUGGGUGUUCUGAUAUGAGGAUAUUCUUUUCCUUAGUUUUUCCCUAGUUUUUCCCAUUGGUUUAUGAUAAGUCGUAAUUCGAUUUGAUGUAAUUUAGCCAUGUGCAUUGCAGAUUCCUCCUUAGUUGUCUAUUAUUCAGUGUGCAUUUUAUUGUGCCAUAGAUUUUGGGUUAAAAUUUGCCCUGGUUGAACUUUAGAAGUUUUGAUUUUUAGUCCCUAAACUUUUAUUCACUCCCAUUUUGGUCCUUUAACUUUAAAAAUCUCAAUUUUAGCCCUCUAACUUUUAUUAAACUCCACACGUAGAUAUGAACAACGGAUAACUAAUGCUGUCGAAAUACAUUUUCAAUCAUAUAGAUUAAGAUUCUUAUGAUAUGGACUAAACUGAAGUUUAAUGACUAGAAUUGAAUCUAAGAAGUCAGAGGACGGCUACUCAAAAGUGAACACAAGUUUAGCGACUAAAGUUAUAACUUUAAAACUUUAGGGACCAAGCUUAUCCAUAAACCUGUAUUUGUAGUUUGAUGUUCUUUUAGAUGCUAUGAGUAAAACUAGAGCGUUAUAAUGGUACACCAAAUAGUUGCAAAAGCUUAGGCAUAUAUAAUUGCUAACUUGAAUAUAGUUCAACUGGUUAAGACAUUAUUACCUCGACCAGAAGAUCGAAUCCCUCAGGUUGAACUCAAACAAAGGAAAAAAGGUGGACAUAUAUAAUUUCCAAUUAAUUAUGAGGUGGGACAUGAAUGCUUGCUUCUUGUACAUAUUUGCCCAUGUUUGUUGUUAUGGAAGUUUGUAGUUUAAUGCUUGCUACAUAUUACUUCUUGAAUUUCUGAUGGCUUUCUUUGUCUGCCAGGCUUGCAAGCCAAGUCCUGUCAGCCUUCCCAAAUCAUUCAUAAACUUGUGCUGGCAGAACUUUGAAAGUUGUUUGUUUUAUAUACGACAGGGUUUAAUAGGUUCGUAAAUGAUUUGAUAGUGCACCUUCUGGAUAUAUCGUUGAUGUAUCGAGGAAGAAAAUGUCACACAACUAUUAGAUGUUCGAGAGGUUUGAUUCCUAUGCUAGUAGUAAAUACUUUCACACCGCUCUCACUUUCUCUCCCUGAUGGUGUGGGCUUGCCUUU
Messenger RNA from Momordica charantia (bitter melon), 2218 nucleotides. RefSeq names its product UMP-CMP kinase 3. The record is from RefSeq and is a predicted model, not a curated record. Lineage: Eukaryota; Viridiplantae; Streptophyta; Magnoliopsida; Cucurbitales; Cucurbitaceae. Gene Ontology annotation, molecular function: ATP binding. Gene Ontology annotation, biological process: 'de novo' pyrimidine nucleobase biosynthetic process; pyrimidine nucleotide biosynthetic process.